UUUUUUUUUUUUUUUUUGGCUGGCCUGAUACCCUCAAAGCUGGCCGAGGAGGAGGAGGGAGGAGGCGGUAACAGCCACAACUCGGAAUUUGCAAGCGAGUGUCGGGAUGGGGUCUGUUUCCAACCAGCAGUUUGCAGGUGCGAAGCCGGGCGAGGAGCCCGCCGGAGACUCGCCCAAGGCCGAGAACGAGUCCCAGCCCCUGCACGGCUCCGGCAUCUGUAAAUGGUUCAACGUCCGCAUGGGCUUCGGCUUCCUCUCCAUGACCGCCAAGGGCGGCGCGACCCUGGACUCGCCCGUCGAUGUCUUCGUGCACCAGAGCAAGCUCCACAUGGAGGGCUUCCGCAGCCUGAAGGAGGGCGAAGCUGUCGAGUUCACCUUCAAGAAAUCAUCCAAAGGCCUGGAGUCCAUCCGGGUGACCGGCCCCGGGGGCGUCUUCUGCGUCGGCAGCGAGAGGAGGCCCAAGGGGAAGAGCCUCCAGAAGCGCAGAUCCAAAGGAGACCGGUGCUACAAUUGCGGCGGGCUGGACCACCACGCCAAGGAGUGCAAGCUGCCUCCACAGCCCAAGAAGUGCCACUUCUGCCAGAGCAUCAGCCACAUGGUGGCCAACUGCCCCGCCAAAGCACAGCAGUCGCCCAGCUCGCAGGGCAAGCCCGCCUACUUCCGAGAGGAGGAGGACAUGCACAGCCCGGCGCUGCUCCCCGAGAGCCGGGAGUGAUGCGGGGCAGCCACAGGGGGCUUCCACCGGGGUGAGAAGGCUUUGGCAAGGCAAGGGGCACGGCAGGGGACAGGGGAG
This is a messenger RNA of Camarhynchus parvulus, 793 nucleotides long. It is a transcript of the gene LIN28A, whose product is annotated as lin-28 homolog A. Gene Ontology annotation, molecular function: nucleic acid binding; zinc ion binding. The coding region runs from base 107 to 715 and encodes 202 amino acids. The record is from RefSeq and is a predicted model, not a curated record. The transcript is spliced from 4 exons. Lineage: Eukaryota; Metazoa; Chordata; Aves; Passeriformes; Thraupidae.